This is a messenger RNA of Callorhinchus milii (elephant shark), 1796 nucleotides long. RefSeq names its product hyaluronan and proteoglycan link protein 1b (gene hapln1b). The record is from RefSeq and is a predicted model, not a curated record. The coding region runs from base 63 to 1127 and encodes 354 amino acids. Gene Ontology annotation, biological process: cell adhesion. Gene Ontology annotation, molecular function: hyaluronic acid binding. Lineage: Eukaryota; Metazoa; Chordata; Chondrichthyes; Chimaeriformes; Callorhinchidae. The transcript has 5 exons.
CGGGUGAUGCUUCUGUUUAAAAUGUUUUCCCCACAGUAAAGUGAAUUCUUGCCAUCACAAAGAUGACUUCUCUGCUUCUACUUGCUCUGCUGUCGGUCUGCUGGGCUGAUUCUCGUGUAAGUCAGAACUCCACAGAGCCGAAGUUCUUCAGGACAAUCUACAUUGCAGAUACUGGAUCACUGUUGAAGGUACAGACAGAACAGCCUAAAGUAGUCUCUUACCGGGGUGGAAAUGCCACUCUGCCCUGUAAAUUCCACCAUGAACAUGUGGGUGUUGUUCCGACUCCUUCUAAAAUCCGGAUCAAGUGGACCAAACUCACCUCUGAUUACCUUAAAGAGAUUGAUGUAUUUGUAGUCAUGGGACACAACAGAAAAAGUUUCGGAAACUACCAGGGAAGGAUUUUCCUGGAAGAAACCGAUGAUAAUGAUGCCUCUAUCACAAUAACAGACUUAACUUUGGAGGACUACGGUAAAUAUAAGUGUGAAGUCAUUGAAGGACUGGAAGAUGACACCGGUAUUGUGUUGCUUGAUCUACAAGGGCUCAUCUUUCCUUAUAUCCCACGGCUGGGUCGCUACAACCUGAAUUUCAUAGAGGCUCAGAAGGCAUGUAAAGAUCAGGAUGCCAUAGUUGCUUCUUUUGAUCAGUUGUAUGAUGCAUGGCGAGCAGGGCUGGACUGGUGUAAUGCAGGAUGGCUGAGUGAUGGAUCUGUGCAGUAUCCCAUCACCAAACCCAGGGAACCCUGCGGUGGCAGAAAUACUGUCCCCGGUGUCAGAAGCUAUGGCUACAGAGACAAGAUGAAGAACAGAUAUGAUGUGUUCUGUUUUACGUCCAACUACAAUGGUCAGUUCUACUACUUGAUCCACCCUAGGAAGCUGACCUAUGUUGAAGCUGUGCAAGCCUGCGUUAAGAACGGGGCAAAGAUUGCUAAAGUUGGGCAGAUGUAUGCUGCCUGGAAGUUGCUGGGCUAUGACCGCUGUGAUGCCGGCUGGCUGGCCGACGGCAGUGUCCGAUACCCGAUCUCCAAACCCCGCUUCCGAUGCAGCGAGAGUGAAGCAGCUGUGCGCUUUGUGGGUUUCCCAGACAAGAAGCACCGGUUAUAUGGGGUCUACUGUUUCAAGAGCAAUUGAUGAUACACAUAAAAGCUAAGAUGGAGACGAGUGUUACUCUAAUUCUGCACAUGUGAAGGAUGUACUCAAUGAGAUGAACUUAAAGUGUUACCAAAACUGUGAUAAGACUAUUUUUACUUAAUGUAAAAUGCCAUUUUCAUACAUGCCAAAUCCAUUUUUUUCCUUUAUUGUAAUGUACCGUACAAUCAUUGAAAUAUUAAAAAUAAUAUAAUUUUUUUUAUAGGCAGCUGCACCUAGAUAUAGCACAGUUUUUAUUAAAAAGAGAGAGAAAUUGUAUAGCAAAAAGCUACCCUAAACAUUGGCCUGAGAAUGUUUAACAUAUGGUGCAUUCAGGUAUGAGAUGGGCAUGCCAUAGCUAGACCUAAAUAAUCAAUUGUAAAAUGUAUGUUUCUUGGACAAUCUCUGCCUUCUAUGGGGCAUAAAAACAUUCAAAUCGCAUCUUAUUUUCUAUGCAUUGUAAAUUUUAGUGGUUCCCUGGCCUUCAGAGUUCGUCAGUAAAGAGAGAUCUGAAUUGUUUUCUGGAUUUAGCCUUAGGAUUCUAAGAUAACACAGAAUUUUCAAAAGCUCUUCAAUGUAAAAGUCAUUUCAAAAACCCAUCUGAGCAAAACCAACUUCCAAAUUAAGAUUCGAUUUAAGAAGUUUACCAAGAUUAGACACAAUCUUAUAUUU